Messenger RNA from Drosophila obscura, 625 nucleotides. RefSeq lists its product as uncharacterized. Lineage: Eukaryota; Metazoa; Arthropoda; Insecta; Diptera; Drosophilidae. The record is from RefSeq and is a predicted model, not a curated record. The transcript is spliced from 2 exons. Bases 96 to 587 code for a protein of 163 amino acids.
CUCACACUGUGAGGGGAGAGUAAAGUCAUUGCCAUACAAAGUAUUUCAUUCAUUCGUAGCUGUGUCGUUGCGUCGAGCACUUCUAGAUCUCAGCUAUGAAUUGCCAGAAGGAAACCAAAAUGAUUGGGCCGCCGCGGCUGUGCGUCAGCAAGUCAUCGCUGGAUCGCCUGAUUGACAGAGAGCUCCGGAUGCAGCUCAACAAAGUAUACGAAUCCUUCGGAAAGAAGUCAGAGUCAGCUUGCAAGAAGAAGAAGAAGUCUGCUUCGUGGAGGCCCUUCCGUGCCCAUGGUCUGGAGGGAGCAAUACUCGGACUGAGACAGCCAGCUUGGAACAGGGUCCCACCAAUACCGUUUCCAGCCGUGACAACUAACCAGGAACCAAGCCCCAAGGUGCCCCAACCCAUUCUACGCUUUAUCCGCUCCUACUCGUGUCUGCCCAAGCCCAAGGACUAUUUCCAGGCCUCACAGGCCCAGUGGCUCGCCAGCACUCAGGCUGCCAACGAAUUCACGGGCCCAAUUGAAAUGCUUCUGGGCCUGAUGUGUCUGAUGCCGGCCCUGUUUUUUGCCUUGUUUUUUUUGACCAUAUAACGAGUCUUUGUUGACGAUAGUCUCGUUACCUUUUUUUU